Nilaparvata lugens (brown planthopper) is the source of this 1074-nucleotide messenger RNA. RefSeq lists its product as uncharacterized. The record is from RefSeq and is a predicted model, not a curated record. NCBI's taxonomy places the organism in Eukaryota, Metazoa, Arthropoda, Insecta, Hemiptera, Delphacidae. The coding region runs from base 1 to 999 and encodes 332 amino acids. The transcript is spliced from 5 exons.
AUGGCGAUUCAUUUAAAACGUUUUAUGCAAGAACGACCUGAUAUGACUAAGGUCGUUUUUGCACCCAGCUUCUCACUAGACGUGCCUCCUCCUGCAUUCGAUGGGGGUGAGUCCACCCCUGCCAUCAAGGCAUUCAACCCCAGCCUUCCCCUGCCGCCUUCCCCUAUCACCGUGGACGACAAGAAGAUUCGAGUCUCCAUCUACUGGUACACCAGAUCCCUCAAGAAACACCGCGUGAAGAGGAAGCUGCUAGACAGUCAGAUGGUGUCGGUGUAUGGGGACGCGUGGACCGAAUGGAAUGUCCGCCAGGCAGUCAAGGCCUGGAAGGAAUCUAACAAGAACUUCGGCCUGGCCAUUGAGGUGGAAGAUGAAGACGGAAAUCUGCUGCCGGCACACAAAUACUUCUCGCCUAUGAACUGCUCCAAGGAGGCCUCGACCUCCCGACCAAUCCCCGGCUUCCUGGUGGACGCGGCACGCCUCUUCUCGCUGGAGCACAACCAAACGAGCAAUGGCGGCAGUAGCUCCGCCUACCACUUCAACACGCACAUGUUCCCCAUGAUAGACUUGUGCACAGUCGAAUUGCCCGAGACGGAAAUCGCCGAGGCUGUGCUCUAUCAUAAUGCCAAGUUCGCGCUGGAAAGGCAGCUGUUGACUGUCGUGAGGAAUAACAGCAUUACGUCAGCUGACGUCAUGGACGACAACAGGCAUAGGAUCAGGCAUCAGAAUCAUCAUAGGAUUGUGGUGAUGAACAGCACCGCCGUGGAAGCUAUGGCGGACGCUGCCUCCUCGAUUUCGUCAUCGUCGCCGCCAGCCAGUGCCUCCCUGAUCGCGUCGUCACCGAUGCGACACACAGAGGUGGUGCGACGCGAUAAUGGCGACAGUGUCGAGGAGAUGACCUUCACGAGCAGCGCCGAUGACCUUGAUGGGGAUCAGCUGAGAAAGCACAUCAUUGUGCAGAAGGUCAUCAAACGCAACCGGCAGCCGGCAUCAGCUGAUUGAACUGCAACAGCUGAUCGAUGGUGACCUUGAACUUGACUACUUGCAACAGCUGAUCGAUGGUGACCUUGAACUGAC